Molecule: messenger RNA, 2136 nt
Organism: Xenopus laevis (African clawed frog)
Lineage: Eukaryota; Metazoa; Chordata; Amphibia; Anura; Pipidae
Gene: bscl2.L
Product: Berardinelli-Seip congenital lipodystrophy 2 (seipin) L homeolog
Exons: 11
Coding region: 830-1855 (341 amino acids)
Biological process (GO): lipid storage; lipid droplet organization
Cellular component (GO): endoplasmic reticulum membrane
Source: RefSeq, a predicted model, not a curated record
GGACUGGGAGGGGAGUCCAGCAGGGGCUGUUGUUAAUUUAUUGUGCUGGGAGGGAUACUUGUACUGCUGGGGGGGGAAUCUAACUUGGGCGAGUCACUGCUGAUGCCGCCGGGAGGGAAAUCGUGAAGGAGGCGGAGAGAGGGGCGAAACCCGGAAGCUACAAAACUGUUCAGCCGUAUGCACAUUUUUGGAUUAUUUCCUUCCUCGGUGAGAGUACAAUUGUUAUUGUUACUCUUCUUUCUGUUCAGACCCUCUAUUCUUCUGGUCUUGCAUUCAAACCAUUGCCAGCAAUUGGUCCCUAGCAACCAGGCAACCCUUGGCUUCAUUGUCUCCUAUUUGCUGUCCCGUGGGACCCCUGACCAAUCCCGCUAGCUCCCUGUGCUUUUUCCCCCAGUAGUGAGGGUGGGACCUCUUUCUCUCUGUGCACAUUUGGAACCAACUCUUUCUCUCUCUCUCUCUCUCUGCUCAUGGAUACACACAAGCUAAUCGGUUUCUCUUCCACUGUCUUAUAUUGAACUGAUUUUUUUACCUUCCUAUAAUCCAUGGAUUAGCACACACACACACAAAAUCUGAUAGCAAUACAUGUUCUGUUAUUCCACAUGCACUUAUAGCAUGUGAUGUACCACAUGACUUCCAUGCAUAAACAGUAAUAACAUAUAUAAUAUAUGCUGGAUACACACUAUGAUAGAACUCCACAGCAGAAUGUACUCUGCAGACCUCUUCCUGUCAGUACAAUCCUGAGUCUACUUGUAGUCCUGUAGCCAUCUCGCAGUGCCAAAUCAUUCUCCAUUUUUUGGUGCCAUUCCAUUUGCCUCCUCUAUCCUUCAAAAUGUCCCCCACGGUGUCGCCACCUCUCUUCCUAUGGCUGGAGGAGAUGGGCCUUCUGAUGUUCUUGAGGGCACGACGUAUAUUCCUGCAAGCUGCAAUUCUGCUCUGUGUCCUUCUCCUGCUACUCUGGGUCUCUGUCUUCUUGUACGGAAGCUUCUACUACUCCUACAUGCCCACCGUAAAGUACUCCAGCCCUGUUCACUAUCAAUACAGCUCCACCUGUGAACCCCCACCUGGGAUCCUCUGUUCAUUCCCCAUGGCCAAUGUGUCCCUACUGAGAAAUAAUCGGGAUCGGGUGCUUAUGCAUGGGCAGCCUUACCGUAUAUCACUGGAGCUCCAGUUGCCAGAAUCUAUAGUAAAUCAAGACUUGGGGAUGUUCAUGGUGACUAUGUCAUGUUAUACACGGGGUGGAAGGCAGAUCUCUUACACUGCUCGAUCAGCCAUGCUUCAUUACAAGUCACCACUUCUGCGCACAAUGGAGACCAUGGCCUCCUCCCCAUUGCUGCUAUUGGGCCUUUCUGACCAAAAGCAAAUUCUGGAGGUGGAGCUAUAUUCUGAGUACCGUGAGGAUUCGUAUGUCCCCACUGUGGGUGCAGUGAUACAGAUACAGAGUGUCAGGAUACAGAUAUACUCGGCUGAGCUCAGAGUGCAUGCCUACUUUACAGGAUUACGGUACCUCCUAUAUAAUUUCCCCAUAACGUCAGCUGUGAUUGGAAUAUCCAGCAAUUUUAUCUUCUUAAGUGUCCUGGUUCUGCUCAGUUACCUGCAAUGGGGAUUUGGAAGAACCCGUCUCCAGGAUGUGCAAGAAUGGACAAGAGAUGUUAGAAGAGCAGAUACUCGUCCAGAAAGUGUUUCUCAGACAGAUGACAAAGACCAACCGGAUACAGAGACUAUUGGGCAAAAUGACACUGAUUCUCAGGGAGCUCCGCAAACAGACGAAGACACACAAGUGGUGCAAAACAUCAGUGCUGAUAUGGAAACGGAGAGCAGCUCUCAGUUCUCAGUGCUCCGCCAUCGCAGCACAUAAAGCCGCAGCAACUGAAGAGAAAGUAACAUUAAAUUGUUGCACUAAUUCCUUUGGAAAGCCCACGCCAAGGGGGCUGGAAGUGGAAGAGAGGGAAAAGGAGCCAAAAGAGUCAUGUUCCUGUUGAAGGGAGAAGUCUUAAGCCACAGGGGUUCGUGGUUCCAUGAGCCAUACAUAUUGACAAUUCAAUGAGACUGGUCAGGAUAUCAUCAUGGAGAUGAAUAAACUCCUGAAGUAAAUAUGCUGUCAAGAAUUUGGUAUAAAAGUAGAACACUUUAAUAUUA